AUGAAAUUCACAUUAAUACUGCUUAUUGCUAGCGUUGCCUGCAUCCUGGCCGCACCCGUUGCCGAGGAGUCGUCGGUCAAGGCCAAGCGUGGACUGUCACUCGGCCUGGGCUACCACGCGCCAUUGAUAACCCACUCGCAUUACGUGGCCGCACCAACUGUUGUCCACCAUGCUCCAAUUAUUUCGCAUGCACCGCUCAUUGCACACGCCCCCCUUAUUGCGCAUCAUCCGGUGUCCUCGCUGUCUUACCACCUGCCCACCUACCACUCAAUUCAUCAUUACUGA
Molecule: messenger RNA, 285 nt
Organism: Drosophila innubila
Lineage: Eukaryota; Metazoa; Arthropoda; Insecta; Diptera; Drosophilidae
Exons: 2
Coding region: 1-285 (94 amino acids)
Source: RefSeq, a predicted model, not a curated record